AUGGCCUCCCGGUACGCCGGUCUCCUGCUCAUGGGCGUCUACUCGGUUAGCAUGCCCCUGUCGCUGGCAAUGGUUGCCUCGAAUAUCGGCGGCUUCAGUAAGCGGGCAACUGUCAGCGCGAUCUAUUUCGUUAUGUAUUGCGCGGGGAAUAUCGUUGGGCCGCAGUUGUUUUUUGAGCAUGAGGCGCCGAGGUAUCAGAGUGGAUUUCAGGCGGUCAUUGUUUGUUUUGUGGUUGUGGUGGUGGUGGCUCUUCUGUUGGGGGUGUAUUUGCGGUGGGAGAAUCGGAGGAGAGAUAGGGUUGCUGGUCCUGUUGAGGAUGCUGAGAAGCCCACGGAGUUGGUGGAUAUUACUGAUCUGAGGAAUAUGCAGUUCAGAUAUGUAUACUAG
Molecule: messenger RNA, 387 nt
Organism: Aspergillus pseudoviridinutans
Lineage: Eukaryota; Fungi; Ascomycota; Eurotiomycetes; Eurotiales; Aspergillaceae
Exons: 2
Coding region: 1-387 (128 amino acids)
Biological process (GO): allantoate transport; tripeptide transport; dipeptide transport
Cellular component (GO): plasma membrane
Molecular function (GO): allantoate transmembrane transporter activity; dipeptide transmembrane transporter activity
Source: RefSeq, a predicted model, not a curated record